AUCACCUCUGGCGCCGCCUUGACCUUCGCCGCGCGCCGAGAUGUACAUUUCGUCGGCGAUUGGACUCUUGCUGGAAGCGCUUGUCUUCGGGCUCUAUGUGGGUGUUCCCCUUGUUGCCAAUCGAGCAAGCAUCAUUGAGCGCGACUGGGCCGAUGCGCUGGAUUUUAGACAAAGCACCGCAUGUGUCGUGUGGCUGGCCCUGCUGCGCGCCCUUCUCUUCGUCUACGUCAUUUGCGUGACCAAGAGCUCUUUGUACAAAACGACUCGAUGCUUUGUGUUCCUAAUCGUGUGCAGCCAACUCUGCAUCCUCACAGUGCUGAGUUUGAUCGUGUACAUCUUCCAGAACGACUCCAAGGCGUUUUCGCUGUUCCGGUCGGACGCGUGGAUGACGAGGUACUGGUGGAGCGUCGUGCUGUCGUCGAUGGUGGCCACGGCCUUCCAAGCGUUGUGUGUGAUUUGCCGCAACCGCGAGCGCGAAAUCCCUGGCAACCAUGAAGAAGAGCACAUCCAGCAACUACUCGAAGAGAAAAAAGGCAUCAGUCGCAACGAUCCAUCUUCCGUCGCGAUUGACGACGCGCUAUUUUCGACCAAGAAGAAGAAGCUUGAACGGUGGCGCGACAAGUGGGAGAAGCUCGUGUCCACGUUCCGCAGCACGACCGACCCCACGUUCAACGCCGUGCUGCGCAUCUACGCGCACAAGGACGACGCGGCCAUGCGUCUCGAGCACUUGUACGAUGCCGAUCCCAAGGAAUUUGAGUUUUACAUUCCGCAGCUAUGCAGUUUUCUGCUCCUGGGCGCGUUCCAGCAGAGUUCCGAAGGCAAACUGAGCUUGAUCUUGCUUCGAGUGUGCAAAGAGUCGCAUGUAUUUGCCCAAAAGAUGCGCUGGUACUUGGAGUCGUACUGCGUCGGCAGUCCCGCGUACUCGUCGGAAGAGAGUCGCAUGCGGGUGCAGAUGCUGAUCGACGAGAUCUCCGUCCGUGGGCUGGACCCGUCCAAGAAACUGCUGACGCAUCAAGCGAUGGGCGAAAAGCCGUUGGCCCUGCCCACAGCUAACGUUGUGAUCGCCCCCGAAUCCGAAAUUCUGCUCAAGGACAACGACACUACGCAUUACCAGACGUUCCAGCCAAUGCAUGAAGUGGGCGCCGUGAAUCCGUUCACGUGGAACCAUCGGUUCGUGUCGGAACUGGUCGCGUUGUCGUCCAACCUGCGUUUGAUUCCCCGGGACCGCGACCAGCGCAACAUGCAUCUGCGCCAAGUGCUCGCCGAGUUGCAAACGACGUUUCUCCCAAGUUUGUCCCUGUUUGUCCCCGUGGGCAACCCCUUCCAUCGGAUCAAGAAGAUCCACUUGAACGAGAGCUUUACCUUCUCCACCCGCGAACGGGUGCCGUACCUGCUCUGCCUGGAAGUGGUCGACUUCUUCUCGUACGAAAAGAAGCCCAUGGACCGGUUCGCGCAGCUCAAGAACCGGUUCCGGCUGUCUAUGGUCGCCAGCAAGGCCGAUUCAAGCAAGCCGUCCACGCCCGUGGUCCGUCCAGGGGACCUCGAGGGGGCCGAGACGCCCGUCGUGCGCCACGUGACAGACCCCGACAACUUGGGUUUUUGGAGCGAACCCAAGAUGCCAGAAACUACGCUCCUCGAUGGACUGCUGGGGUCGUUGAAGCCCAAGGCCCUCACGCCCUUGAGCGGUCCGCCGUUUCAAUCGGCCCGCGCCAUCAGCUCCAAGGAAGAGUCGCUUUUGCCCCAUCACACAGCGUCACCUCUGCAAGUCGGGGCUUCGAGCUUUGAGUAUCCGUACCCUGCCCACCUGUCCCCCAAAGUGAGGGUGAGACCCCUGUCGAUACACAUUCCGUCGUCGCAUGUGGACCAUGUCUUGUCCCCCACCCCGUCGGAAGGCAUGUUGACGCCGACGGAAGCCGCCCGCCUCCGACGCGCAGAUAGCACAGACGAGUUCCUGGCGUCGUUGCGCUUUGCAGACGAUGCCGAGCCCAGCAGCCAUCACCACCCGUACCACCACCACCACCCCGUUCCAGGUCCCCGAAGCCCGUCCAGCUCAGACUUGCCAUGUGUGAUCUUCAAAGAACGAUGGGUGGACAAGGAGGCGCGGCUCCGGGCGACGAGUCCGUGGGGCCACCUGCCGACGUGGCGGCUGCUGCCCGUGAUCGUUAAAAGCAACGACGACCUCCGCCAAGAGCAAUUCGCGUCGCAGCUGAUUCGCCAGUUUGCCAACGUGUUCUCGGACGCUAAGUUGCCAGUAUUUCUGCGUCCGUACGACGUGCUAGCCACGUCCCCCACCGCCGGACUCGUCGAGGCGAUUGCCGACACGAUUUCGCUCGACUCGCUCAAGAAGAACGACCCCGAGUUCGUGUCGCUCCAGGACUUUUAUGCGCGGCGGUUCGGUGACCCGUCGUCGUCGACGGGCCUCGCGGCGCAGAAGGCGUUUGUCGAGUCGAUGGCGGCGUACUCAAUUGUGUGCUAUUUGCUCCAAAUCAAAGACCGGCACAACGGCAACAUCCUCGUGGACGCGGACGGCCACGUGAUUCACAUUGACUUUGGCUUCAUGCUGAGCAACUCGCCCGGUAACGCCGCGUUCGAGUCGGCGCCGUUCAAACUCACGUCGGACUUUGUCGAAGUCAUGGGUGGGCCGCGGUCCGCUGCGUUCCGGCGGUUCCGGUCGCUCUGUGUGCGGUCGUUCCUCGUUGCCCGCAAGUACCGAUACCGCAUCACGCUGCUCGUGGAAAUGAUGGUCGCUGGCAACGAAGACCUGCCGUGCUUCCAGGGCGACCCGCGGGGGACCGUGGACCGACUGGCCGACCGAUUCCGACCCGACUUGUCGGUGCACGAGUGCGAAGACUUUGUCCAUCAGCUGAUCGAUGCGUCGUUGGACAACUGGCGGACCCGCUGGUACGACAAGUAUCAGCGCUGGUUUGUCGGUGUGUUUUAGAUGGCUGCGUCACACGUAGUACAAUGUUAUCACACAAAUAAUUAGUACCCCGCCUUGUAAUACCCCAGCUGCAGAGAUGACAUAUGUCUCUCCACUGC
Aphanomyces astaci is the source of this 3039-nucleotide messenger RNA. RefSeq lists its product as hypothetical. NCBI's taxonomy places the organism in Eukaryota, Oomycota, Saprolegniomycetes, Saprolegniales, Verrucalvaceae. The record is from RefSeq and is a predicted model, not a curated record. Gene Ontology annotation, biological process: phosphatidylinositol phosphate biosynthetic process; phosphatidylinositol-mediated signaling. The transcript is spliced from 2 exons. Bases 41 to 2941 code for a protein of 966 amino acids. Gene Ontology annotation, cellular component: cytoplasm; membrane. Gene Ontology annotation, molecular function: 1-phosphatidylinositol 4-kinase activity.